Geodia barretti is the source of this 3095-nucleotide messenger RNA. NCBI's taxonomy places the organism in Eukaryota, Metazoa, Porifera, Demospongiae, Tetractinellida, Geodiidae. The record is from the annotation of a GenBank genome assembly.
CCAUAGACGCCCAACGAAUGAUAUAUAUAUAUAUAUACAGGCAAGGAGAGCGUAGUGAUGGCGUUUUCUCAACGAAUCGUUCCUGGUUUUGUGGCGGUGGUGCUGCUGUUGAUCAGUCAUGCAGGCUGUGUCCAGGACCAAGCUCCAGGAGAUGGUGUAGCGAUAUGUACUGAGGAGAUCGUUAAUGGAGAGCCCAAUCCGUUCUUUGCUAACCGCCCAGUGUACUCUGUCAAUGAACGACCUCUCAUGGACUCCAGAGACUAUAACCGCCUGCUUCAGGAGAGUGGCGAUGCGUAUGUACCGUGGCAGAUGCUGGAUAGGGACAAUAACAAUACAAACAUGGUUGUAACUGAGUGGACUCAAACUGGAUCAUCCACAUGUGAAGGGAGAGUGACAGUGUGUGGAUUCAGUGAGGGAGCACAAGAGAACUGGCUCAUCACACAGCACAUCAACACAGUGCUACCAGGAGGAGGAGGAGAGAGACUGAGGAAAGUGACUGUUCAGUUUGAGGGAGCUCUAAAUGGAUGUGACAUCAGUAGACAGUGCAGACAGAGUUUUGAACUAUACAAGUGGGAGACUUCAGCCAUUGACAGAAAUGGAGCUACUAACGCCAACAAUUAUGUCAGAGUUGGUCGAGUCUCUCCUGAUGUUACUAAUGGAGUUGUCCUUUGUUGACUCCCAUGAUAUUGAAUUGGGUACCACAGGUGGUUUUUACUUGGGAGUUGUUGACUUGAGCACUUGUGUUACUCUCACAAGAAUUCUAGUUCUCUACUAUGUGUGUCCAGAGGAGACAUCAGAACUCAUCUCCAGACCUGAGGCAAUUGAAUCCCAGUCUCUGGAAGGCUCACCUUCAGUGGAGGGAGAGUGUGUAGAGAACAGUUCCACAGAGUCUGGGGCUAAUCCUAUUCUCAUAUGUGGUCCUAGGGGACAGUGGCAGGUUAUAAAACCUUGUCUCUGUAAUCCUGGAUAUCAGCUAAACAGUAGUCAGGACCAGUGCUCAGAGUGUCCAGAAGGAACCUUCUCAUCGGGACUGGGUAAUGGACCAUGUGAGACAUGUCCAGCUAACAGUGAGGGGACUGGAACUGCUCUGAACCUCUGUCCAUGUGUCCAGGAUUACUACAGAGCUCCUUACGAAGGGCCAUAUGUCCCCUGUACAAAGUCUCCAGGACCUCCAUCUGAUCUCAGAGUGUCAAAUGUGACCAACACAUCAGCUGUCCUCUCCUGGUCUCCUCCUGAUAAUAGUGGAGGGAGACCUCUCUAUGAGAUAGUCUACACCGUCACUGCCACUGACAGAGGAGGAAGUGGGGAAGAGAGAGUGGUGGUGAGUGAGGUGAAUGAUACAGAGACCAUUGUGACUGGACUGACUCCUGGUGUCCUCUACACAUUCUCUGUAUCUGCUGAGAAUGAUGUCUCCUCUCAGGAUUCCAAUAUCAAUGGCAGGAAUCUCAGUACCACUGCCAACACUCAGGAAGGAGUUGGAGGGACAGUGACAGACUUUGUGGUGGAAGAGAAUGGAGUGUUGAGCUGGUCUUCUCCAGUUCCUCCCAAUGGAGUCAUUCUCUACUACAAUGUCAUCAUAUCCACAGCUGACUCUGGGCAACUGGUCACCAGAGUUGAGGAGUUGGAAGUCUUGACUAUUGAUGUCUCCAACUACGGAGAGAUCAACAUGGACUACAAUCUUACUAUUUUUACUCCUCUGUACACGAUACCCAAUUUAAAAGCUUUGGGUGCAGGCAGUGACGUCAGUAGGAGGAGGGGAUUUCUCAUUCCAGUGACAGUAUCUCUGAGAGAGCCGUCACCUGACUCCAACUCUGGGUCCAGUUCUAAUGAAGCAGAGUGUCCAGAAGGAACCUUCUCAUCAGGACUGGGUAAUGGACCAUGUGAGACAUGUCCAGCUAACAGUGAUGGGACUGGAACUGCUCUGUCCCUCUGUCCAUGUCUCCAGGACUACUACAGAGCCCCUUAUGAGGGUCCGUCCGUCCCCUGUACACAGUCUCCAGGACCUCCAUCUGAUCUCAGAGUGUCAAAUGUGACCAACACAUCAGCCAUCCUCUCCUGGUCUCCUCCUGAUAAUGAUGGAGGGAGACCUCUCUAUGAGAUAGUCUACACUAUCAUUGGCCUGGACAGAGGAGGGAGUGGAGGAGAGAGAGUGGUGGUGAGUGAGGUGAAUGAUACAGAGACCAUUGUGACUGGACUGACUCCUGGUGUCCUCUACACAUUCUCUGUAUCUGCUGAGAACGAUGUCUCCUCUCAGGACAACAAUAUCGAUGCCAGGAGUCUCAGUGCCACUGCCGACACUCAGGAAGGAGUUGGAGGGACAGUGACGGAGUUUGUCGUGGGAGAGAAUGGAGUGCUGAGCUGGUCUUCUCCAGUUCCUCCCAAUGGAGUCAUUCUCUACUACAAUGUCGUCAUAUCCACAGCUGACUCUGGGCAACUGGUCUCCAGAGUUAAGGAGUUGGACGUCUUGACUAUUGAUGUCUCCGACUACGGAGAGAUGAACAUGGACUACAAUGUUACUGUGCAGGCAGUGACUUCAGUUGGAGGAGGAGAUUUCUCAUCUCCAGUGACAGUAUCUCUGAGAGAGCCGUCACCUGACUCCAACUCUGGGUCCAGUUCUAAUGUCAUUGCUGCUGCAGUUGUAGCCGUCACUCUCACUCUUGGUCUCAUUGUGACUGCUCAAUGUGCCUAUAUCUGCUGGACAAAGACAAAGAUGAAAAAUAGAAAUAUAGAACAGACAUCUUCUUCUGGUGUAAAAAACUCAGAUAUGCCGGGUCCACCUAUGGAACUAUUACAGGAAAAGUCGGAGGAUGGGAUGGAGAUUAUGGAGCGCAACAAAGCAUAUGGCAUUCACAAGGCGCCUGGACAUAAUAUGAGAGUUCAAGUUCCUGUGUAUCCCAAUGAAGCAUAUUCUGUGUGUAAGGGUGGCACACACGAAGACCCAGAGUAUGAACUGGUUAAUUAGACUACGAAGACUAUUAAACAGCUUGCAUUGUUUAUUUUGUGUGUAGUUCUUAUCAAGAAAGUGUGUCUGUCAGGCUCCUGUUAUAAUCUACAUCUGUAACAUUAUGAUGUGAAGCAAUUGCCAAUCAGUGAGA